AAGGAUAUUGUGUUGCGAAUACCGGCUCGUCUGCACCUAGAAGGGGGUGAAUUCUCGGUGAAACAACGCGGGGGAUUUACCGCGAACAAACUAUGGACCUGGGAGAGGUCGCGUGUUCCACCGUCAGGUGGCGGUAGCUAGAAAACAGUAGGACAGCGUACAAGAGACAGACACCCUGCAACGGGACUGUGUGUUUUUCACAGAAUUGUUUUCCACGUUUUCCCGCAAAAACCACGCUCCCCGACGGUGAUUUUCUGGCCGAGAGGGCCGCAUCUAUCAACCCCACUAUUCCGGCCGGCCGCUCACCUACUCGCAACCAACUACGAAUUAUGUAGUUUUUCCACUUGGUGUACACUCGAUUUGUUCCCGUCUUGCUUAUAAGAGGAAAGGAGCCCAAUGUGGGUGGAAGUGAGAUGGCAUCCAGGGAAAAGAAACCCUUAGCACCUUCCAAAGCAAAACAGAAGGCGAAUAAUGAAAGUGGCUUGUCAUCGAAUGAAAUUAAAAAUAGAAAGGGUAAGACUUUGUCCAAUCUGAAACAACAGCAGCUUGCACGUGAUAUUUUGGAAGCUGUGGCAACUGGCAGUCAGCUUCCUCCAAAAUUAGAGGCAAGCCUGCCGCGUAAAAAGGUUCUUAGGAAUCUUAAGCGUAAACAGAAAUUGAGAGUAGCUAAAGCAAAUCUCAUUAAAUCGAAGGUUCCAAGGAAAGUAGGUAACAGAAAUUUGUGCAGACUAGCUUCAGACAUUAAGAAAAGUGUACGAACGAAAAGGAUUAAAUUACCAGAGGAAAGUGUUGAUAAGACAUUUGAUAAUAAUUCAAAGCUUCUGGAGCAACAAGUAAACGAUAUAGAAAGCGAAAGUGCAGGGACAGAAACAAUUAAUAGAAGUGCCAAGAAUUAUCUCAGGACCAAGAAGACCAAAUUUGUAACAAAAAGUAGCGGGGAAAUAGAAAACGAAUAUUUUCAAGAUAAAGAUACAGAUUCUGUUGCUGGAUCCAGCAUCAAAAGCAGCCCAAAACUUAAUAGAAAAGGGAGAAAUUCAGACAGCCCUGAUUCUUUGUCUAAAAGUGUUAAAUCGACAAAGUUUUCAGGAUUCAAGAGGAACAAUAUCAGAGACAAGGACAGUUGCUCCAAAAAUAUAGAAGGAGACACCAAGUAUACAAAGGGAAGAAAGAGUAACAGUAAAGAUACAGAUUGUAGCAAAGCAUCGAACAUUGACACAAAAUUUUCAAAAUCGCUUUUGGAGGCUAAGAGUUCUAUAGAUCUCACCAUAGACGAGGUAAUAGCUUCAAUGUUGAGUGAUUCAGAAAUAGAUAAUCAACAAGGAGCAACAGAAAAAAUUGAAGGGAAAGUAAAAAGAAGUAGGAAAAUGCUGGUAGAAGAAAAUAUAAUUCCUGACAUUGAAAUUAAAAAGGAACCGGAUACGGAAGAUACUAAGGGUAUAUUGGACGGAGAGACUCUGAGUACGGAAUCAUUCCAAAAUGCAAUUCAAUUGAGAAAAAUUAAGAAAGGAAAGUUAAGAAAUGGAAAAUUACGGCAAUCAGACUCUGGUAUAUCCUCUGACUUGGAUCAAAAGAAACGUCGAAGAUUAAACUCGGAUGAUCCUGUUAAUUCAGAAGUUUCGGUAGAUAACAUUACAGAUAGUAAUGUAGAUACAGAAUCUUGCUUCUCCGAGUCUAGUGGCAGUGAUCCUCAAACAGCUCUUGUAACAGCCAAAGAUGAACCUUGUUUCAAGCAGGAAGUGCUGAAAAAUUGCGAAGAUAGUUCCCAGAAUGGAUCAGAAACAGAGAACAAUAAUAACAGUGAUCGAGUAGAUAGAGUUAGUGAAAUAGGACCCACUCUGCGCUCAAAAACUAAAGCCAAAAGUACAGAGAUUGAAGUAAAAAAUGACAAUAUUAAAGUUGAAUAUACGAGACUAGCACCUAAGAGUACAGAAGUACAGGAAGACAUAAAAAGAGUAAGCAAUAUAGAUCAAGUUAGGAAGGAUAAUAUACUAGCAAAAUUUGCUGACAAGUCCAAGAGCCGAAGAAGUAGUUUAAACAUAGAUAUGAAAAAGACAGUGAAUUCGUUUUAUAGUACAGACAAAUCAGAUGGCAGUCCAAAGUCUCAAAUUGAUCAGAUGAUAGAGAAUAUCAAACUCACCAUUGCAAAGUCUAUUGAAAGUAAAAUUUUUGGACCAGAAAAAGGUCUUGGAUUGAGCAAAAACUUCGAGGUACCAAAAAUUGAAGAGAUAAUUGCACCUUUGAGUACAGAGUCCCAGAAGUUGGGAUUGGAGGAGAAUACAGACGAAGAUAUGUCGACUGUUUCUAAAAAUGAGAUCAAAUCGGAUAGUUCAGAAAAUUCAGUACCAAAAGUGGCUGACACUGCCAAAGAAAUUGAGAAACUAGUCAUGGGUGAUAUUGAACCAGCAGAAACAAAUUCUCAAAAUAUUCAAGAAAGCGAGUCUCCCGAAACUGAUGGAAAUAAUAGUAUGCAUAAUGUUCCAGAAGAUGUGAAUGCUACAGAGAAUAAUGAGAACAAUUGUGAAACUAUAGAACAACCGGAAGAACCAAAUGAAAAUUCAACUAUAACUGAGGAGCUUGAAAAGUGUUCGGAACAAGUAACAAAUGGUCAAGUGAAAACGUUGGACGAUGGUAAAAAAACAAUCGCUGUUAGAAAAUCACCCAGAAUAAGUGAUAAAGGUUCUCCUGAAAAUAAUGAGACUGUUAAAAAAUUAAGCAAAGCAACAAAUAAAACAGUUCACAAGUCUGAUAACAGUGAAGAAUCUUUACAAGAAGAUACACACAAAUCUGCUUCUGAAGAAUCACCCGAAAAAUCAACAAGGAAAACCCCUGAAUCUUCUAAAUCUUCGGCUGAAUCUGUUGCUUACGAAUCUUCAAAUAAUGAAGUACAAAUAGAAGUUGCAUCUGACCAGAUAGAAGAAAGUUAUGAAGAGGAAGAAAAAACAGUUGAAACUGUUGAAGAUGAAAUGAUGUUUUCAUUGAAUCUUUCUACAACUUCUGAAGAACCAGAAACAUUGGAGAGUAUUUCGAAAGAAGUAGAAAGAUUAGUAGCGGAAAAUCAACAAAAGAGUAAGUUGCAAACAAAAGACGUUAGAGAGGAUGCUACAGCAGAUGCCAGAGAAGAUGCACAAGAUAAGGAAGAAUCAGGUAUUAAAAACAUAACAAAGUCUGCUACAUCUGAGAUAGUAUCAGAUAAUAAUAAACAAGAAGCAACUGUGAAUAAAGCAGACAGUGAGUUAGAAAAGAGUACCGUACAACACAAACCCAAGGCAACAGCGAAUGCCAAAGAAGACGAAGCCAGUACACCAAGUGUGGUGCAGGACACAAAAACAGAUACGGAUAAUAGUAACAUAUCAAUUGCCUCUAACUCAGACUCGGAUUCUAAAGAAAAUGCCAAUUUAGUCGCUAAUGAUGAUACUUGUAUUUCCCUUGAGGAUAGUAAAAAAGAUGCAGAGAAUGACACAAUAAGCGAUAAAUGUGAACAGAAUAAUAUAUGCAGCAAUACAGAAAACAUCCUCAGCUCUGAUUUAGAAGAAAUAGAAACAAGUUUAAGUAAAAAUUCCGAACAGAGUGAAUCAACAGUCACGGAGGAUCAAGAUGAAAAUUUGGCGACUGACAACGUAGUGGAGGAACAGAAAUCUGUCGGUGAAGAUAAGAAAAUGGUGCUAAGGGCUCGGGACAAAAUAAAAAAGGCUGAAAAAGGACAAACGGUCUCUAACAGAGAACGUAGUGACAAUUCUUCCAAACUCAAAACGGAAGAAGAAGAUGUUCAACAAACACAUGACUCAACGCGUAAUGUCAACGAGGAGGAUAUGACGGAGGAGAAGGCAGUGAGUGUGCCUAACACAGAAGAUCCAGAGGAGAGUCAAAACAACGCCGAAUUGGAAGCAAACGAUUUCGAAACUCAGUCUCGCUCUCGACGCAGCAAAGAUGUGAAGAAACGCAAGGAUGAUCUGUCAGCUUCUUUGAAGACCAAACGACCGAAACGAGAAGCACGAAAAUCUGAUCAGCAGAACAAAGAAGAGACCUUAUUGGACAAUGAGGUUGCCACGAUCAAUGAGAAUAACCGAUCAUUUUUGAAUAAGUAUAGAGACGGUGUAGAAUGCGCGACCAAUUUCAGAGGGUUUUCCGAGGGUGGCAGAGGUAGCUUGGAAAAACACCAAGAGACCGGAGACAGUGCACGGAGCAAGUCGGAGAAUGACUUGGUAAUCGCGAAGGAACCUGGUAAAGCAAGCUGCGAGGAUAGGCUGGCUAGAAAUCUUUCAGAAAAUCAUGUGACCAAACAAGCAGAAAACAUUGACAUGUUGGAAACAGAAUGUAAGUCAGCGAAAACCCCGGAAACAUCGCAGAAAGAUUCGGACGAGACAUCUACGUCUGGCGAGUCGUCUAGUAGUGUAAAUGUUACACCAAAGAUUUUGGAGACACCCGAGGACAAAGCCAAGAAGGAAUCGAUUCUACGAUUGCUCGGUCUAGAGUCUCUGGAAAAAGCUGCGGAGAGGCUGAACCAUCAGAAAGCAAAGAAGGAACAGUAUACCGGGACUUUGAAGACUGUGAUCAGGGUGCAGAAGGAGAAGGACAGGGACAAGCGGCGUUCGAGGUCUCCUUUAAAGAUGGUGUUGAAGCAGGGUCGCGGAGAUGGAGAAGGCGAUUCACCAGAAUUCUACACCAUUCAAAAGGAGUUUGGAACCAGUGGUUUGGGAGAUAGCAGCUCUGGUGCGAACCGAAAGUUCUCUACUAACCACAGACACUCUUGCGACGAAGAUAUCGAAGACGCUGCGCCAAAGGAUCGCCAGUCUCUUGUGAUCCCAGAGAAGUCCUCCUCGUUCUCCAUUCAUCCAGGACGUUUGUGCGCAGAUGUGUGUUGCUACUGCUUCGGGAAAUUUGGUUCUCUCGACACACCGAUGCAUCUGGCCCAGAUGAAGUCAGAUGAAAGACGCAAGAAGAUUCUAAACAUAGAGCGACACCUCACCAAGGACUCCUGUUUGUGCGACGCGUGUUACCGCCAUGUAGAUAGAAAGGCAAAUACAAGUCCAACGAACAUGCAAACGAAACCACAGAAACAGCACCGACAACUGAUGGUAUCCAAGUGUUCAGCUCGCGAUUGCAGGGAUGCUGCAAGGCACCACGUUAAACGUCGCUGGUUGUUGAAGAUAAAAGCUGGUUUACAAAAGCAGGUGGAUAUCGAUUGGGAGUCCAGUCAACAUACAUCCAUGUCGUUCUGUGUCAGUCAUUACUCGAAAAUAGAGCGAUUUUUGACUUGCGCCCUAUGCAAACGCCGACUGGCGAGGAAUUACACUCAUCAGUUGGCGAACGCAGAGACCGAGGAGCUGAAUCAACUGCUAGGACAGCAGGGCGUUCCUGUUUUAUUAGCCGCUGGCACUUUUGUAUGCAAGUUAUGUCGGUAUUUCACGCAGCUCCAACUUAAGUACAAGGACGUCGACAACAUGAACAUGAGUCAUCGGUCUUUCUUCAAGAAUUAUCGCAAGAGAAUUCUACAUUACCAUGAUAUCGAGGUUCUGGACAACGAGGACGACGAUUCGUCGCACAACCAAUCCAAGGACAAGGAGAAGCGCAAGAAGACCAAGUGUCCACCCCAGCCAAAGAGUGGAACCUCCAAAUCUCCAGACGCCACGACUAAUUCUACGUCGGAAAAAUCCACGCCUGACCUUAGUAAGAUCGAGGGUACUAACUCCGAGAUGGACACCGAGAAUCGUACGACGAAGACGAAUUCGACGGACGAGCCGAUCGCCGGGGACGUUCAGUAUCUCGGUAUCGAGAGCACGGUGGAGAAACUGAAGAAACGCAAGCUUCUUGAAAUGCAUCCGUACACAACCUCGGACACGACGAUACCAUCUUGCGACAGUCCGAACGAGGUGGUGGAAAUCCUCGCGAUGGACAAAGAGGUGACCCUGACCAGAUUGCCAAAGAGACCGAGGACCAGCAACGACAUAACGCCCGUGGUGCAGAGACUCGGCGCCAAUCCGUCGAUCAGCGUACGCACUUUAUUCCCCGGCGAGGAAGAGAUGAACCUUCACGCGAGCAUCGAGUUCACAAAUGUACGGGAGAUCACGCCCCAGGGCUGGGAGAAGUGCGCAACCAUGAUACAAUACGACAGGGAUACGAAACUUCUCUGGCAAGAGCUGCAGAGACCGUACGGAAACCAGAGUUCGUUCCUUCGACACCUAAUACUUCUAGAAAAAUAUUACCGAUCCGGUGAUCUGGUGUUGGCACCGAAUGCGUCUCGAAACGCGAUUAAUUACUCGACGUCUGUGCAGAAUAGAUUGAUAUCGUACGAAGGACCGGAGAAGAUGGACGAGCCGAUCAUGGAGCCGAUCGCCUCGGAGUAUCACAAUUCACGUCGACUAAGCGGGGGAUACGUGCUCGAGAGGGACAGGCUGUCGUUGCCUGGAACGAGUACGACCACGAAGACCACGACAACGGGAACCGUGCAGCAAUCCGCGAAAGGAAGUCCGUCGCGAGUUCUGAAACUGAAUCCCGGCGUGUCGAUCAUCAAGAAACCACCGCCUAACCUCCAACGAUUGAACCUGCCAUCCACAAGUAACACCGCGAACGGCAACGUGAAACGAAAAGACGGUCUGAAGGCGCCGAUCACAUCCGGCGGAAAGGUGUUCCAACUAAGCGAGGGUGAAUUCAAGCGUCUCCAGACACUGAAGAAACAGAAGCAAAUGCUAUCGGAGAAGUCGAUCAGCCCCGGUUCGGCGAGCGGUGCCGGUUCAGCCAGCUCAACUGGCGUUUCACCGUCGAGCCUGAAAUCAUCGUCGACACAGUAUCAGAAAGCGCAGCUCGCCGCUCAUACGCAGUUCCAGAAGCACCUGAGAAUGCAACAGGAGAUGCUCAGCCGUCAGAGCAGAGGGGAUUUCGAGCCGUUGAUAUGCGACAUACGCUCGUUGGCGAACGAGAACAGCCCCACGCAGAAUCUGUUGCACAACCUGAACUUGCCCAAGUCGAUACAGGUCACCACAAAGACGACGUCCAAUCAGAUCCCGAUAUUGCCGAAAAUCCCAAAGUCGUUGACGGUGAUACCGCAGACCGUCACUAGACCCAACGCCGACAAAUGAGAGAUAGCAAAAGAGAGAAUCGGGGGAAAAAAAAAAGUACAUAAGUGAAUGUGGACGGUCAAGAAUUGAUAAGACAGAAAAAGAGAGAGACGGGGGACAGUAAGUAGUUAGAUGUUACAAUUCUUUUAGACAAGUACACAGACCGCGUGUUCGUCGGUGUGGAUCGGAAACUAGAGGGAAUUUUCGGUUCGAUUUUUCCGUUUCCCCCUCCGUCGAACGAUGGGGAAGGGGGUGGACCGACUCACGGAGAAAGCGAGACAAUAUCUGCCUUAAUCGGGCGCGCAUCCGUGCCACGGUUGCGCGACCGGCAAGCUCAAAAUAUGCGAUAUAAACAAUACGAAGACGCGCGCGUCGUGAAUCGAAUAUUUUCAGUCGGUCAGAGAUGCGCGUGUACGUGCGUAAAGUACGUACAAUCAUAUAGAUAGAAGUAUAUAAGUAACAGAAAACAAAAAAAAAAAAAA
Molecule: messenger RNA, 7537 nt
Organism: Dufourea novaeangliae
Lineage: Eukaryota; Metazoa; Arthropoda; Insecta; Hymenoptera; Halictidae
Gene: east
Exons: 8
Coding region: 414-7076 (2220 amino acids)
Source: RefSeq, a predicted model, not a curated record